Molecule: messenger RNA, 1032 nt
Organism: Fusarium pseudograminearum CS3096
Lineage: Eukaryota; Fungi; Ascomycota; Sordariomycetes; Hypocreales; Nectriaceae
Exons: 2
Coding region: 1-1032 (343 amino acids)
Biological process (GO): regulation of transcription by RNA polymerase II
Cellular component (GO): mediator complex
Molecular function (GO): transcription coregulator activity
Source: RefSeq, a predicted model, not a curated record
AUGGACACAUAUAUCGAUGGUCGCUUCGAGCGCCUCGAAAAAGCACUUGCAAAUUUAAUUGAUUCAGUCACCAAGUUUCAUCCUUCUAUACACCAAGGUGAUGAACUCGAUGCGGCGGACAAAGAGUUAACCAAAGGCUUGGAAGAAGUUCAAACUCACCAGAACAACUAUCUACGAAUACAACAACUGCGCGAAUCCUCAGCAGCCCUCGAUACCCAGAUCCGCGAAACACUCUCCAACCUCGCGACCACCCGCAAGGAUAUUGUCACGACGCACACCACAACCUUCCCUGCUGGCCCCAGCUAUGCCAUCGCCUACGAGGAACUGCUCAACUAUGCCAGGCGUAUCAGUAAAACGACCAUGCCCCCUGCUGGUACCAUAAAGGCUGUGCCAGCAACAGCAGCACCGCCAACACCCGAGGGCCAAACGCCCGGCGCUCAGACCCCUGGACCCGAUUCGCAAACCGCGUCUGUCAUGACGCCCUCUGCACCUCCGUCGUCCCAGGUUCAAAGCCCGGCAGUCAUGAACGGUACACCGCAUGUUUCACAAGACCCUGCGACACAACAGUCUGCAAUGUCCGCCAACACUAGCCUUCCCAGCGAGUGGACCCAAUUCUUGAACCCCUUGACCGAUCAGAUCUUUCUUCCAUGGCCAAACGAUCUUCAACUUGGCGCAGGCGCUCUGGCUGCUCAUCAAGUCUUGCUAGAGCAAGGCAUCAACCCCAAGGGAUACGAUCCAGCGGAGGAAGAAGAGCGCAAGCGCCUCGAGGAAGAAGAAAGAAAGAAAAAGGAAGAGGAAGACCGUAUCGCCCAGGAAGAGCGAGAGAAGAAGCUCCGCGAAGAACGCGAGCGCCAGCGCAUCGAGAGGGAACGCCAAAGAGAGAAGGACCAAGAGGCCUGGAGGCGCGCAAGUCUCGUCGGUGGUUCAGCUGCCCCUGGCGAGCAGAGGAGCCCUACUGGACCUCCGCAACAAAAGGCCCAGUUCCAGUUUACUAAUUUGGACGAUUUGGAUGACGAUGACGACGAUGAUUGA